This is a messenger RNA of Chlorella variabilis, 1263 nucleotides long. RefSeq lists its product as hypothetical. The record is from RefSeq and is a predicted model, not a curated record. The transcript has 9 exons. NCBI's taxonomy places the organism in Eukaryota, Viridiplantae, Chlorophyta, Trebouxiophyceae, Chlorellales, Chlorellaceae. Bases 1 to 1263 code for a protein of 420 amino acids. Gene Ontology annotation, molecular function: hydrolase activity, hydrolyzing O-glycosyl compounds.
AUGGCCAGAGCUGAGGGCUUCGUCAGGGUCAGCCCCGACCGCACACGGCUCGAGCUGCCAGACGGCCGGCCCUUCUACUUUGCAGGAGCCAACUGCUACUACCUGCUGACGCGGGCGGCAGACCCGGGUCUGCGCCACGAGUGCACCCGCGUGCUGGACGACGCGGCGGCGGCAGGGAUCACCGUGCUGCGACUGUGGGCGUUUGCCGACGGGGAUGAGUGGAACGCGCUGCAGGCGGCCCAUAACCCUCCAUGCCUACAUCCCCAACUGCAGCCCAGCCCCGGACGGUUUGAUGAGCGGGUGUUCCGAGGCCUGGACUGGCUGGUAGCGGAGGCGGCUGCCCGCGGCCUGCGCCUGCUGCCCGUGCUCACAAACUACUGGCAGGAGUAUGGCGGCAUGCGCUGCUACGUGCGCUGGGCGUGCGCCCAGCGCGGCCAACAGCCACCCACCGGGGAAGGCGAGGCGGCGGAGCCCUUCUAUUCCGACCCCGACUGCCAGCGCAUGUUCCACGCCGCGCUGCACGCCCUGGUGCACCGCACCAACAGCCUGACGGGACGCAUGGACGACCCAGCGAUCCUGGGCUGGGCACUGGCCAACGAGCCGCGCUGCGCAGGGGACACCAGCUGCGCCAGGGUGGCGCUGUGGGCGCACCAUGCCGCCACCUUCCUGAAAGAGCUGGACCCUCACCACCUGGUGACGCUAGACUGCGAGGGCUUCCUGGGCCCCUCCACCCCCGCCGCCUGCCGUGCCAACCCCUUCGACUGCGCCGCCAGCGGCUGCGACUUUGCCUCCGACUGCGGCUCCCCAGCCAUCGACUUUGCCUGCUGCCACCUGUACCCAGACCACUGGCUGCCGCGGGCAGGCGAGCAGGCACCUAUCAUGUCCUUGCAGGAGCAGCUGCGCUUUGCGCUGGGCUGGCUGGACUGCCACGUGGAGCUGAGCCGGCAGCUGGGCAAGCCGCUGGUGCUCAGCGAGUUUGGGAAGCGGCGCGGCGGGUGGCCAGGGGCCGCGGCGGCAGGCCGCGGGGACGAGCAGCGGGCGGAGUAUUACCGCCAGGUGCUGGGCGCCGCGCUGCGCCACAUGCGCGCGGGCAGCGGGCUGGCGGGCUGGGCGUUCUGGAUGCUGGCGGCCCCCUCCUAUCCCGAUUAUGAUGGGUUCACUGUAUACUUCAGUGGCGGGCCUGAUGGGGCAGGCAGCGGCAGCAGCCGCACCGCAGGGGUGAUCAAGGAGGCGGCGGCGGCGGCGCCCAAGCAGCCUCCAUGA